AGGCCGCAAAGCAGAUGAAGAAGGCGCAGGAGAAGGCUCAGAGAGACGCGGAGAAGGCGGUGAAGAAGGCAGAGAAGGACGCAGAGAAGCAGAGGGAGCGGGAGGCAAAGGAGGCAAUGAAGGUCGCAGAGAAGGCGAGAAAGGCAGAGGAGAAGGAAAGGAAGAAGGCAGAGGAGAAGGUGGCAAAGGCGGAGGAGAAGGAGGUAAAGCGACGUGAGAAGGCGUUGAGCGCGUAUCACGAGUACGUGGCAUCUUUCGAUGUCGACCGCCCCGUCGCGGUUGAUCCUCUUCGCUCUCGGGUUCUUGCCAACGGUACGCUGGCCACACCAGUGCCACAUCUUUCCCAUCCUGAGUCGCCACCUCGGCAUGCAUCCAUGUCAACAGCAACCGCUGACCGUCGUGAAGCUUCUCUCUCACCUACGAGAGCUCGACGAUAUCCGAAGGCGAGACCUGUGGGGUAUUCAGGACCGGCGUAUCAAGGACAUGAGAGGGGCAUGAUUGACCAGAACGGUGUGGAUGUACAUUCACACAUUUCAGUUGACAGGGAUUUCGUGAACCAGUUCGAUCGCGACAGGUAUCGCUUUUCAGCGUAUGGCGUACAGACAGCACCGGUGCCACAGUUGCUACAUACCCCACGACGUCGUGAUUCACCAUCACGGCCUCAAAGCUCGCGCUAUCACCCCUACGAGCGAAUUUCCGCACGUCUUGUAUCAGAGGAUGAAGGUGACAGCGGAUUGAAUCAUUCCGGAUACAUACUGGCGACUCAUGCCCCUCCUCUAAACGACAACUCGGACACUGAGCUAACACUUCCAAGUUAUUCAAGUACUUCAGACUCUCCGCAGGCUCGUCGAUCUCUCUUCUCAACUCGAGCACCUUCAACCUCCCACGAAACCAACAAAAUCCCCGACGGAAGUAGCGACGCCAAUCAAACCAAGCGCUAAUUCCACACCAUCACCUCUUUCACCCUACCACUUCCUCAUCA
Stereum hirsutum FP-91666 SS1 is the source of this 982-nucleotide messenger RNA. RefSeq lists its product as uncharacterized. The record is from RefSeq and is a predicted model, not a curated record. Bases 15 to 941 code for a protein of 308 amino acids. Lineage: Eukaryota; Fungi; Basidiomycota; Agaricomycetes; Russulales; Stereaceae. The transcript is spliced from 4 exons.